This is a messenger RNA of Symbiodinium sp. CCMP2592, 408 nucleotides long. The record is from the annotation of a GenBank genome assembly. NCBI's taxonomy places the organism in Eukaryota, Dinophyceae, Suessiales, Symbiodiniaceae.
AUGUGGAAGCACUUCGAUUCUUCAUCAACAUCCUGGCAAUCAGAAGUUUCCGCAACAGUAUUUGUCAUUGAUGACCCACUCAUCACGGUGACCCUGCAGCAAGGCGUGGCACCCCAGUUGUUCGCACUACUCAGCACUGUUGGUGGGUACAUAUCGCUGACGAGUCUGAUCUUUACAACCAUUUUUGUUAAGAAAUAUCCAAACAGUGCGAUCGCGAUUCUAUUUCAAAAGCGAACACUAUUCGGCAGACACAAGCCGGGCGAGCCGGACAGCGAGCUGGAGGAUGCAGCACUUUCGUCAGUUACACCUGCAGAUCCGCGAAGUCAGACCAUGGGCAAGGCUCGGGAACUUCCUGAACUUCCUCCAGGAAUGAUUCUGCCGCCUGCUGCUAGCAAACGAACUGAGUAG